Tremella mesenterica DSM 1558 is the source of this 1161-nucleotide messenger RNA. RefSeq lists its product as uncharacterized. The transcript is spliced from 5 exons. The annotation marks the transcript as partial. The record is from RefSeq and is a predicted model, not a curated record. Lineage: Eukaryota; Fungi; Basidiomycota; Tremellomycetes; Tremellales; Tremellaceae.
CGACAAACUCAUACCAGGCCCGACUACAAACCUCAAAUCCCUCCCACUCUCACUGCCCCUUCCGCCUCAUUCGCCUACGCAUCCCUCUCAUUACCUCCACCCAACUUACCUCCUCGACCACAGCGUUCAAAGAGCUUACCUCGCCACUAUACUCCCACAUAUCCCUAUCCCCAAACCAAAUUGAACCUAUCCAUGUCCCUUCCGUCGUCUCAAACUUCUCAACCCCCUCCUCUAGCAUCAGGCAGUUCCGUUACACACCGUGGAGUCUCAGCUGAAAAAACAGUGUCUCUCUUAGCAAAAGGCAAAACACCCAUUUGGUCCACACAUUAUUUUGAUCCUCUCCUCCAUGAUCCACUUUUUCAUAUCCCCCACCAAGUUACCAACGUGGCGAAUAUAGCUUUGACAAGUUUGGCAUCGGGACCAAAGACGAAGUUUAACCAAACUAUCGGAGCGCCGAUAGAUGGAUUGGCCAAGAUGGCGAAGGAUUGGGUAGUACCUCCUGACGGAGUGUUCGAAACGGAGAAUGGGGCUAUGGAAUUGGGGUUGGGGGUGAUAGAUUCUGGUGUGAAAGGUUGGGGUAAGGAAAAGGGGAGGAAGAAAGCUAGGGUGCAAGUGAAUACUAAAAGUGGUGGUAUCAAGGUGGAUUUGAUGACCAUUGAUCUGAAUCGUCAAAUCGAUCUUCGGGUGGAAUCUAAAUCCGGUGACGUACUGAUUUUCCUUCCUGAGACGUUCUUCGGGCCGGUUCAUAUCACCUCUCCCUCUCCUCCGAUCCUCUUAGAUAUUCUUCAACCUCAAUGUGCCCCUCUUGCGAAUCCCUACUCUUCAUUCUACACCACUCAAGUCGUUCCUCUCUCUCCUUGCAGCCUCCUCCUCGAAUCGAUUCCAGCACCGAAAAACACAUCAUUCGAACAUAAAGCCGCGCGGAACAUAGAACGUUAUGUCCCUUCCACUCUUCGUGAAAACUCCGAUAUUCUCGAUCAGGUCGUAGGGGGAUACGGUGCUCAUGGAAGAGAAGAACAAUCUAAAAUCGUUGUGAAAACUCAAGGGAGGGUUGUUUUAGGGUAUAGGGAUAGUAAAGAUGAGAGGCAAGUUGAAGAGUUGGGUUUGAAAGUUGGGGUGGAGAGAGAGAUAAAUAAGAAGAAAAAGAGGUGGUGGGGGUGA